Molecule: messenger RNA, 384 nt
Organism: Parathielavia appendiculata
Lineage: Eukaryota; Fungi; Ascomycota; Sordariomycetes; Sordariales; Chaetomiaceae
Product: DUF1960-domain-containing protein
Exons: 3
Coding region: 1-384 (127 amino acids)
Source: RefSeq, a predicted model, not a curated record
AUGGCUCGUGGCGGUACCCAGAUGACCAGAGUCCAUUACAGGGGCAAGAAUGACGACUACUUCGUCUUUCUUGACAGCGUUGAGGACUACAGGAAGUGGCUGGGUGAUUCAUCCAUUCCCCUUGCACAGGUGGUUCGGUCGUUCCAGAUCUUCUGCACACACAAGCACGGCAACCAAGGAAUGUAUGACCAUGCUUCGAAUGCCGACCUCGACAACGAGUUUGGCACCCAUAAGGAUGUGGAAGUCCUGGAGAAGGUUUUGCGCGAGGGCACAGUUACCGAGGGUCAUAUGAUGGAGCGUAAUGGCGGCAGGAAUGAUUCGAAUGGCGGCUGGGGAGUCGGGAUUGGGCCCAACGGCGGCGGUCAUCCCGGCACUCACCAGUAG